Bactrocera tryoni is the source of this 3195-nucleotide messenger RNA. Its product is annotated as matrix metalloproteinase-2-like. Gene Ontology annotation, biological process: extracellular matrix organization; proteolysis; collagen catabolic process. Gene Ontology annotation, molecular function: metalloendopeptidase activity; zinc ion binding. Gene Ontology annotation, cellular component: extracellular matrix. The record is from RefSeq and is a predicted model, not a curated record. The transcript has 8 exons. The coding region runs from base 1 to 1695 and encodes 564 amino acids. Lineage: Eukaryota; Metazoa; Arthropoda; Insecta; Diptera; Tephritidae.
AUGGACGAGGGCGGUGAGUUUCCGCAAAACUUUAAAAAAUAUUCCAAGCUGAAGCAGAACUGUAAGAAACAAACUGCACACUCUAAACAUCUUUAUCUCGUAAGCAUAAUUGAAAUACUCUGUGAUGACCUGAUUGAAGUCAUUCGAAAAUUCGAAUGUUAUAGUCAGAAGGUAAAUAAAAAUUUGGUGAAUUGGACGAUGGAGGAUGCCCCACAGAUUCGCCGAGCACUCACAGAAGCUCUUAGUGUGUGGGCCCACAGCUCCAAAUUGACUUUUAGGGAAGUGAGGAGCGAUCAAGCCGAUAUCCAAGUGCUUUUUGCCCGCGGAGACCAUGGUGAUGGCUACAAAUUCGAUGGGCCUGGUAUGGUGCUUGCUCAUGCUUUUUACCCUGGAGUGGGGCGCGGUGGCGAUGCACAUUUUGACGCUGAUGAGAAAUGGCAUUUUACCAGAGGUGAAAGAGGCGAUUCAACAAACUUUCUCGGCGUUGCAGUUCACGAAUUUGGACACUCCUUGGGUCUCGGGCAUUCCUCUGACCAAAACGCUAUUAUGUAUCCAUGGUAUCAUGACAAUGAAGUUGAUAUUAAUCUUCCUGCUGACGAUCGCAAUGCCAUUCAACAGUUAUACGGCUCAAAAGAUAAGACAUGGGGACCCUUUAAACCUCAAACUCGACCAAAAACUCCACCGACAACUACAACUACAACCACUACACGACGACCAUUGGUAUAUUACCCACAGAACCGACCCAACGAACCUUAUGACCCACGGCGAAGAUAUCCUUAUAACAACAAUCCACACCAACGUGAUCGGAAACUUCCAACCACAACGACUUAUAGACCACGCACUGACUCCCCUCCACAUCCCACCAGGACUUGGUAUCCACCUCCUCAACCAACUAAGCCAAAAAAAUUGAAGCCCGAUACAUGUCACACUACUUACGAUGCCAUUUCGAUCAUACGUAGAGAAAUAUUCAUAUUUCGUGGCCAGUUCCUAUGGCGGAUUGGUGAUCACGGCCUAUAUCCAGGAUACCCAACUUACACUCAUCGGCUGUGGGCUGAGUUGCCUAAGAACUUCUCCAAAGUUGAUGCAGUAUAUGAAAACAAAGAUCGAAAAAUUGUUUUCUUUAUUGGUCGUUAUUACUAUGUAUUCGAUUCAGUUACGUUAGUUGGUGGUUAUCCGCAACCACUCACCUCUUUAGGGCUACCGCAAUCGCUUACCCACAUAGAUGCCGCUUUCGUGUGGGGCUACAAUAACCGCACUUAUCUCACCAGUGGAACUUUAUACUGGCGAUUAGAUGAGGAUACUGGGCGUGUGGAAUUAGACUAUCCUCGUGACAUGUCCAUUUGGCGUGGUAUUGGUUACAACAUAGACGCCGCAUUUAAGUAUACCAAUGGUAAGACCUAUUUCUUCAAAGGCUACGGCUACUGGGAGUUUAACGACGACUUAAUGGAAGUGGCGCACCCACGCCCAAAGCUCAGUGCACGCAAGUGGAUGCACUGUCCACGCCUCGUCAACGAAGUCGAUGAGGAGCAAACGUGGACAGCGCCACUCAUAUCUGAACGAAACGAAACAAUGGUUUACUAUUCGCAUAGUAGCGGUGCUAGUUGGAAUCACGCCCAACGAAGGAUGGUGCUCUGGAUUACACUUUUCCUGAUAUCGCAUCGGUUCUGGACAGAUAUAUCAUGGACUACAGUCUGACAAGUCUAUAAACGCAACGUUUACAAUUAUGAAUUUGAGUUUUAAAAGCAACGUAUUUUCAAAGUUAUCCUGAUGUAUUAAAUGCGGUCUUAGUUAAAUACAUUGCGUCUUCAUACACCUAUACCAUAGCCAUUCAAACAAAAUCAUAGAUUUAGUAAUUUAGUAUGUUACAAGUACCAUAUAUAAGCAUAUCCAAAAACUUGUCGUUAGAGGAAAAUAGUUUAUUUAUACUAAUUUUGAAUAAUCCAGAAAUUCUGUAAAUAUGUAAGAAUAAAUAUAAAUAAAUUCCGACUCACAAAUUGACAUUAGUACACUCAUAUACUUUACAGAUCUCAAAAGAACAGUAAAAUAAACCAUCUCUUUAGAUAAACACAUUACACGACUCGAAAUACUAACGUGUAUGCCAUUAUUAUGGAGUAAAUUCCAGCAAGUAAGAAUGAGUCAAGUUCGGACGAAACUAGGCAUUACAUAAUCUUGACCAGAUUUUAAAACCGCUUUCUUAGUUUUGAUAUUACUAAUAUUUUACACCCGUUUUAACCAUUACGCCAUUAAAAAAACAAUUGUGAAAAGAACCAGUUUUUUAUGUAUGUCUCAAUAAUCUUACCAAAACAGUCUUAAUUCUAAUGUAAUGCUAUGCCCCAAAACUGCAAAGUUACACAACUUUAAUUUCGUAAUGAAAUCAGCGUAGCUCACUUUACUAUAAAUAUAUAUGUACAUCUUGUUGUGGUGACAGAAAAUAGUCCUAAAAAAUUUGGAGUGAUGCUGACACGAGUUGAGAGUUCUUGACUCGAUAAAUAUCGUAUUGCAUAGAACCACCUAUCGGGGAGGGAGUAUUUCUCUCACUAAUCUGCAUUAAAUUAAAAAUUUGGCUGACUACUACUAGCAGUAUCCGUUUCAAAGUAAAGGUGUUCCAUACAAAAUCAAUAGAGCAAUGUAUCGUAUUUUAAUCCGUGUGUCUUUGAUUUCAUCAUUUGUCUUUUGUCACUUCUUCUCAAGUAGCUACACGAAGAAUCUUAACGAGGGGCGAGUAGUAGUCUUGAAAAGCUACUUAAGAACUGAGAAAGCUUAUAAAUUUCCACUUAAAUUUUGUAUCGAAGUGUUCAUUGUCCAUGAGGAAAUAAGCCACUGAUCUUCUCAUCAUCUUCAUUUAAGCGCCCUUUAUUGUGGUUUACAAUUCGUCUAAGCUUAAGUCUUUCUUACUUGUAAUUAACUAUUUGUAUUUAGGUGUAUUCUAUUCAAAAUCUAUAAAACUGCCUUUAAUUAAGAAUAAUGCAAUGAAUUAAUGCAUACAUACAUAUAGGCUUUUACAAUUUUUUUACUUGAAUUAUUAAAUAAACAUGAAAUAUGUGAUAUUACCCUAGUUAAGUAAUGCCAGCAAAUUUUAUAUUUUUCUGUUUUCAGCAUAUGUAGAUUAAACUAAGAUCCACAAAUUUAGUUUUAUAUAAUUUAAACAAAUUACAUACCUAUUUCGUAAAUAAAUUAAUUGAAAAUAUAAGUACA